AUCAGCAGGUAACAGCCUCCACCCUGCAGCGGCAUCAGGAAGCUCAGCAGAGUUUGAGCAGCAGCAGAGACAAACAGUCGACCCUCCGCUCACCUGAACAGUGUAACCAUGAGGUGGCGCUCUCUUCCCCUCCUCCUCCUCCUCCUCGUCUCCUUCCUCCUCGUCUGCAGAGCUAAAAGAUCAGAGUUCAGGAUCUGUGCGUACACUCUGCAGAGAUUCAACUCGGAGAAGGCGUCUGACUCCAGACUGAUGCACACUCUGACGCGGAUUGUGUCUCGCUGUGACAUCACUCUCCUGCAGGAAGUGAUGGAUCCGGACGGUAAAGCCAUCAGAUCUCUGCUGGCGUCCCUCAACAGGUACAGUGAAAGGGAUAUUGACAGGUACGAGGACUACAACUACAAGGUGGUGUCCAGUAAGAGUCUGGGAACAUCUGCCAACAACAUGCAGCAGUACGUCUUCAUCUACAGGACAGACACGGUGAGCGUGCUCGGGGAGCAUCAGUACAAGAAGACACAAUCGUUCACCAGGGAGCCGUUCGCUGUUCACUUCCAGAGUCAGAGAACAGCGAUAAAGGAGUUUAUUCUGGUUCCUUUGCACUCGGAGCCCACACGGGCGGUGCAGGAGAUCGACCGACUCUACGACGUCUUUGUGGAGGUCAGCAAGAAGUGGAAGAACACGAAUGUGAUGUUCCUGGGAGGUUUCUACGCCAGCUGCGCCUACAUGAACCGACAAGACAGGAAAAAGAUCCGACUGCUCCAGACCAAGUUCUCCUGGCUGAUCGCAGACAGAGUGGACACGACCGUCACCGACAUGACCAGCUGUGCUUACGACAGGAUCGUGGUGCACGGUCAACCCUUCCUGAGGGGGGUCAAAGCGUACUCUGCGAAAGUGUUCAACUUUGGCAAAGACUUAAAAAUCCCCCGAACUAAGGUGGUGGAGAUAAGCGACCACUACCCUGUGGAGGUUAUACUGCAGAGCUCCGCCCUCCUCCUUCAGGCCACGCCCUUCCUGAGCCUCCUCUUCAUUUGCACAGUCGUCCAAUCCUUCCUAUCCGCUCUGUGAUCGUCUGGUCGGGUCUGCUCACCUGAACUCUGAUUAAUCUAUCGAUCAGGUUUCACUCAACACGAGUCGGAAAGUCACAUGACUAGUGAUUAAAAGUCCAAAUAACUUUGAAGUUUUUUUUAAAUGUCCUAUUUGAACUUGA
Molecule: messenger RNA, 1204 nt
Organism: Labrus bergylta (ballan wrasse)
Lineage: Eukaryota; Metazoa; Chordata; Actinopteri; Labriformes; Labridae
Source: RefSeq, a predicted model, not a curated record